AUGUCCGCUACUCCUACCAACAGACCUCCCCCCCUGAACCUAAAGCACGCAAUGAAAAACAUCAAGCACGAAAGCGACUCCGAGGCUCACAGGAUCUUCCGUGAGUACGCAGGACAUGCACCUAGAGGUCUUCUUCCCCAGACGGUGAACCCCGAUGAGGAGACUGUCCCCGGAAUCCAGCACCCGGGCAGCACCGGUGUUAUCUACUGCUCCGACCGUGCCAUGGCGAACGGCUUCUCGUACGCCUCGUCCCACGAAUGGGCCAACCUCGGUCAAGGUGCACCCGAAGUGGGACAGAUCCCAGAUUCCCCUGAAAAACCUCAGACCAUCUCUGUCCCCGUUGACUCGCUGGAGUAUGCACCGACGACGGGUGUGAAAGCGCUUCGCGAGGCUGUCGCGAACCUUUACAACUACACAUAUCGCAAGGGCAAAGCCAGUCAAUACACCUAUGAGAACGUGUGCAUUGUCCCUGGUGGACGUGCUGGCUUGUCUCGAGUCGCUGCAGUCAUCGGUGAUGUCUACACUUCUUACCAGGUCCCUGAUUACACUGCCUACGAUCAAGUCCUUGGUGCAUUCAAGCGUCUGGUCCCCGUGCCCACAACUCUUGAAGCAGAGGAUAACUAUCAUCUCAACAUUCAGCAGACAAGGAAAGACAUCCGGACCCAGGGUCUGCAAGUAAUUCUCGCAUCUAACCCUCGUAACCCUACCGGGCAGGUCAUUCGUGAUGGGGAGCUCAAGGAGCUGGUCGAACUUGCCCGUGAUACCACCACGACGCUCGUCCUUGAUGAGUUUUACUCAUGGUACAUCUACCCGGAAAAGGAAGAGGAUUACGGAAAGUCUGUCUCCUGCGCAGAAUUCAUCGAUGAUGUCAAUUCUGAUCCCGUAGUUAUUGUUGAUGGGCUCACAAAGAAUUGGCGUCUUCCCGGCUGGCGAGUUUGCUGGGUUAUGGGCCCAAAAAACCUGAUCACUGCUCUUUCUCAAUCUGGCUCCUUCCUCGAUGGAGGCGCUAAUCACCCCCUCCAGCUUGCGGCUAUUCCGCUCCUUGAUCCUGAGCGUGUCUUGGUAGAGAAGCUGUCCCUCCAAAGGCACUUCAAGCACAAGCGCGACCAUGUCUUGAAACGACUUGAACAACUCGGGCUGAAGGUAAAGGUCCCGCCGCAAGCGACCUUUUACAUCUGGCUCGACCUUGCCGAUCUCCCUCCUCCGCUGAACAAUGGCCUCACGUUCUUCGAGGAGCUGUUGAAGGAAAAGACUAUCGUCAUCCCGGGUAUCUUCUUCGAUAUCAACCCCUCGCACCGCAGGAAUCUGUUCCUCUCUCCAUGCCACCACUUCGUGCGUCUUUCAUUCGGUCCCCCGCUCGAGGACCUUGACAAGGGUCUCGAUGCCAUGUCCCGCGUGUUGCGCAAUGCGAGGCAAGGCACGCGUCACUUUGGCCACAGCUACAAGAAAAGCAUCGAUUCCCCCACUGCGCUCUCACACCAUAUUUGA
Messenger RNA from Fibroporia radiculosa, 1488 nucleotides. RefSeq lists its product as uncharacterized. Gene Ontology annotation, biological process: biosynthetic process. The transcript is spliced from 15 exons. The record is from RefSeq and is a predicted model, not a curated record. NCBI's taxonomy places the organism in Eukaryota, Fungi, Basidiomycota, Agaricomycetes, Polyporales, Fibroporiaceae. Gene Ontology annotation, molecular function: pyridoxal phosphate binding. The coding region runs from base 1 to 1488 and encodes 495 amino acids.